This is a messenger RNA of Hippoglossus stenolepis (Pacific halibut), 566 nucleotides long. RefSeq names its product dynactin 3 (p22) (gene dctn3). The transcript is spliced from 6 exons. NCBI's taxonomy places the organism in Eukaryota, Metazoa, Chordata, Actinopteri, Pleuronectiformes, Pleuronectidae. Gene Ontology annotation, cellular component: dynactin complex. Bases 83 to 451 code for a protein of 122 amino acids. Gene Ontology annotation, biological process: cytoskeleton-dependent cytokinesis. The record is from RefSeq and is a predicted model, not a curated record.
GUGCCGGAUCCAGGCAGGUCUGACGAACACAGCCAACAAAAGAGAACGAGUGAAGAUCCUGCACAAGAAGAUUGAGGACCUUAUGAAGUACCUGGACCCCCAGUUCACGGACCACAUCACCGUACCGGACGCUAUGAAGCUGGAGUUCAUCCUCGCUGAGGAGGACUUCCUGCUCUCCCAGGCUGCUUUGCUGGAGCAGGUCAGCAGCCUCCAGCCGCUGCUGGACAGCACCUACAUCAGAGAUGUACCAGAGCACGCUACCAAGUUACAGCGUCUAUCUCAGAUUCACAUUAAAGAACAGGACCAGACUGAAGUUCAGUCGCUGGAAGUAAAGAAGCUUUUUGAGGAAUACAACAAAAUGAUGUUCCUGCUGUCCAAGCAGUUCACCCAAUGGGACGAGAGCCUGAGGAAGAUGGAGGAGGCCAAGGGCAUCCGGCCUGUGGAGGAGUAACGGCCAUCGCACUCUUCUGAUGAGGAUGGUGACAGUGAAGAAGAAGACGGCUCUGUGCUCGGAGCUUUAGACCAGACAAGUGUUUUAUAUGUUGCUUUUAUCCCAAAAUAAGUCA